AGAAAAUUGGUGGACUUCUUUAACUAACAGAAAAACAAAAAAAUUUUUUGGUUAUAGCUCAAACUCUUUCUUAUAAAGCCUAAGCUUAACCAUGUAUUCGUUAGCCAGACAAUCCAUACUCAAUAGUGUGGGAAAAUCCAGUGUCAGAGCCAUUAUUCCAUAUAGUAAUGUUCGUUAUGUUUCGUCCAAGGAUUUAACUCCCAAACCCAUGCCAACUGACUUCCCAUUGAUGUCUCAAAAAAGUGCAUCUUCACCAGUUGAUUAUGCUUUAACCUCGUUGGAUACCAUUGCUAAUUGGGCCAGAAAAUCAUCCUUUUGGCCAGUUACUUUUGGAUUGGCUUGUUGUGCAGUUGAAAUGAUGCAUGUUUCUACUCCUCGUUAUGAUCAAGAUCGUUUAGGGAUUAUUUUCAGAGCUUCUCCUCGUCAAUCCGAUAUUAUGAUUGUUGCCGGUACUUUGACUAAUAAAAUGGCACCAGCUUUAAGACAAGUUUACGAUCAAAUGGCCGAUCCAAGAUGGGUUAUUUCCAUGGGGUCUUGUGCUAAUGGUGGUGGUUAUUACCAUUAUUCUUACUCCGUUGUUAGAGGUUGUGAUCGUGUUGUUCCUGUUGAUGUUUACGUUCCUGGUUGUCCUCCAACUGCCGAAGCCUUGAUGUACGGUGUUUUCCAAUUACAAAAAAAGAUGAUGAAAACCAGAAUUACUAGAUUAUGGUACAGAAAAUAAUUCUUCCCCCAUUAUUUAUUAUAAAACUUCAUAUUUAUUUUACUUCUUUCAGAUUUUUUCUGAUAAAUCAGUCUUGUUGAAAGCCGUGUUUCCCUACCUUUCUUCAUUCUCUUAUUGCAUUUCCUUUUGUAUUUUUAUCUAUUCAUUGCUAUAAUCAUAUUUAUCUUCUAUCUGGUUAGUGUAGUUGACCGUUUGUCUGCAAAUGCUCUUUCCCCCGUGGUGUCUGGGUGUAGUUGUUGUCACGUGAUGCGCGAUGGGAAAACCCGUAAUCUCCUGGUCUCGAAUCGGGCUGGUGGCGCCACGACCCCCUUUAAAUGCGAAUGCGCACUGUUUUCUUUUUGCUUUUCCCGCAGUUAUAUUCUCAUACAUUUUCACUUUUUUUCCCUUGU
This is a messenger RNA of Hyphopichia burtonii NRRL Y-1933, 1110 nucleotides long. It is a transcript of the gene FESUR1, whose product is annotated as Fesur1p. The record is from RefSeq and is a predicted model, not a curated record. Gene Ontology annotation, biological process: electron transport coupled proton transport; mitochondrial respiratory chain complex I assembly; aerobic respiration. NCBI's taxonomy places the organism in Eukaryota, Fungi, Ascomycota, Pichiomycetes, Serinales, Debaryomycetaceae. Bases 92 to 721 code for a protein of 209 amino acids. The transcript has a single exon. Gene Ontology annotation, molecular function: 4 iron, 4 sulfur cluster binding; quinone binding; NADH dehydrogenase (ubiquinone) activity.